CUGCCGACUUGUCUAACACUUGCUAGCCCCCACCUACCCCCGGGAAACGGAAGUUGUCUGUUCCACAUGUACACAGAAAUACACAGAUGCAGAAAUACACAACAGUUGAGUGAGCUGUGAAAGUCAGUGAACGGUGUGAAGAAAGUGUCGGGAGCUGAUUCGGGAGAAUGACCAGAGUUAGGAGCAAGUCUAAGGUAUUGACUUUGUGUGCCGAUGGACUUUAAGUGACAGUUUAAGGCAGGACCCACAGACUACAGUGGAGAUGGCGGCUCAUAGUGUGAGCUUCGACAUAGACGACGACUUAACGGAGGCAGGACUAGAAAGCCCUGCAGAUGAGGAUUUGGUUCAUGACUCCUUCUCUAAGCUUAUUGAGGAACAGAGUCAAGAUCUAAAUAGCCAUGAAGAGGCAAUAGAGCUGUACCCUCUAAAGGAAGAGACUGAAGAUGAUUUUUCAUCCUUUCCUGCUGAUGAGGACCAUGGCAGGAUGGCUGAUCCAUCGGUGGACGAACGCUGGUCUUCAGCUACUCUCAGAGUUCUGUCCUCCAUGCCCAGCCGCACCAUUGGACGCAACAGAGGAGCGAUCAUCUCUCAAUAUUAUACCCGAACCAUGCAAUUGUGCAGACACAGACAGAGUCGACCCUCCAUCCGAUCUUUCUCUCGCUCUGCCCGACCCAGCAUCUGCGGCUACCGUGUUGAAAGCAAUGCUGAGAUCUUCGACAUGGAAGAGACUAAGAGGGGGCGGCUGGUGAAUAACUUGCAGAACCUGUCUGUGGGUGAUCGAGUGCGCAUGCUGAAAGCCAUUCCGUUAAACUUGGAAGAGAAGAGAGAACUCCGACGUUUGACUAUGCAUAGCGUUCUCUUCCCCGAAAACGCUCCCUGCUGCAAUCACCUCAAAGAUCAGAUUUUCAUUGCUCUGAGACAGAGCUGGUACAGCUGGCUGUCCUUUCUCUCCUCACUGCAGUUGUGGCAGAUGGCUCUGAAGACAGUGAGUGGACGCUUUGGGACAGGGGUCCUCUCCUACUUCGUCUUCCUCAGGAAGUUGUUCUUCUUUAACAUUUUCCUCUUCCUGGUGACUGGGUUCUUCCUGGUGGUCCCCCAAGCUGUGUGGGCUCCAUCACCCUCAACCCCGAGGUCCAGCAAUUUCGGCCUCGAGGUGCUCACUGGGACGGGUUAUUUUAAGGACUCCUUGAUGUACUACGGCUACUAUAGUAACUACACUUUUCUAAAGAACUGCAGUCCUGCAGAAAAAGAGAGUUCCUGUGGCACCCAUAUAUCCUAUAACAUGCCUUUUGCCUAUUUCCUCACCAUCGGAGUGGCAUUCUUUAUCACCUGCAUCAUCCUCGUGUACAGCAUGUCAAAGUCUUUUGGACAGAGUUUCCGGAUCGACCGUUCCAAAGGUCUGCUUGCAAUAAAAGUCUUCUGUUCUUGGGAUUUUAAAGUCAGUAAGAUAUCCUCUGUUAGACUGCAAUCUGAAAACAUCGCCACUCAGCUCAGAGAGUUGUUGGCAGAGGUGAACCGCAAGAAAGUGAAGUCUUCGUUCUGGACACGCAUCACAGUUCUGUCCAUCCAGUUGCUGGCCUGGGUAAUAUGCAUUGGGAUCACUGUAGUGUGUUCCAUAGGCGUGUUCUUCUUCUCGAAGCAUGUGCACCAGCAAUACACAAACACUACCGGUAUUGAAAGAAAUGAAAUGCUCGCUCUCCCUGUGGUGGUGUCCUCCAUUAAUUUGCUCCUGCCCGGCUUCUUCAAUGUUGUGGCCUGGAUGGAAGAAUAUGAGUCGCCGAGCACAAGCAACUACGUUGCCAUUUUCAGGAAUUUAAUGCUGAAAGUGAGCAUGCUUGGAGUCUUGUGUCAUCAUUGGCUAGGACGGGUUGCAUCUAACCAAAAUAAAUCACAGUGCUGGGAGAGUUUUGUGGGACAAGAACUUUAUAGAUUCCUGCUAAUGGACUUCAUCUUCACAUUGCUCGAUACCUUCUUUGGGGAAUUUCUCUGGAGAUUGUUUUCACAGAAGGUUCUGAAGAGGGAAAGAAAGCCGGUGUUUGAUAUUGCACGGAAUGUUCUGGAGCUCAUAUAUGGACAAACGUUAGCUUGGUUGGGAGUGUUGUUUACGCCCCUCCUGCCUGCAGUGCAAGUUAUCAAACUGCUCUUGCUUUUUUAUAUGAAAAAGACAAGUCUAAUGAUGAAUUGUCAGGCUCCCAGAAAGCCAUGGAGGGCGAGUCAGAUGACAACGUUCUUCAUCACCCUUCUCUGCUUCCCCUCCUUCCUAGGCGCGUCAGUCUGCGUCACCUAUACCAUGUGGACGAUAGAGCCGUCCAAAAACUGUGGGCCGUUCCGGGGCCUCAAGACCAUGUUUCAGGCAGGAAAAAAUUGGGUAGAUGCACUGGCCCAUGAUAAGCCUCAUCUGAAAUGGCUCCCAUGGAUUCAUACGUAUGUGGUGGAGAAUCCGUUCUUCCUGUUUCUCGCUGCUGGAAUCUUCCUCAUAAUAAUCUACUUCCAUAGCCAAGUGGUGGAUGGACAGAGAAAGAUUAUUGAGCUGCUACAGGAACAGAUUGAAAAUGAGGGAGAAGACAAGAAGUUUCUCAUCACUAGAUUACAAGACAUCCAUGAGCAGAAACGGCCGCAGUCCAAACGUCGCAGCAGGACAACCAGAGAGGAGUCCAGUUUCACAUGACUUCCCCCAAGUCCACUGCUUCUCAGUGUAAAAAAUGUGAUGUUGCAACUGGAGCCCUCUGCUGUCCUGGGGAUGUGGUACAGGCUAAUGGAAGUAACACAGCUAGUUCUCCACUGCCAUUGCUGCAGCUUGGGAUCAGCGGUCACACUAAUGAUGGACUUAAACUUUUAUCAGACUGCAAAGAUGCAUUUUUAUUGCUCCUCAAAUGAAUUUUUUUUAUAUGUGUAUAUAUAUAAAUAUAUGUAUAUACUUUCAAGCUGUGUAAUCCUGCAGAAAAUUGCACAUUAUAUACAAAUGCUUUCUAGUACAUUUCUAGUAAAACUACUGCAAAAAAGAGAGCCACGGUUGAAAAAUGUUGUUGUUGAAAACAAAAGGCAACACUUGGAGAAAGUAUUUAAUAUUAUAACCAAGUCUGUAAAAAAUAUUUAUGUAAUGGUGAUCUUUAUUCUAAAAGGUGAAUUUAAUAUGGAUAUAAAAAUAUAGAGGUUAUUACAAAAUCUCAUUACAAAGCACAGGGUUGCUCACGCACCUCCACACACAGGAAAAGAUCCACUGAACAAAGGGAUAUUUCUGUUUUUCAGUCUUUUUUUUAACAUUUUUUUUGUAUUGUUUCAUUUUAAAUAAACAAAAGAAUAUAUAAAGUCUA
This is a messenger RNA of Tachysurus fulvidraco (yellow catfish), 3314 nucleotides long. RefSeq names its product transmembrane channel-like 6b (gene tmc6b). Gene Ontology annotation, molecular function: mechanosensitive monoatomic ion channel activity. The record is from RefSeq and is a predicted model, not a curated record. NCBI's taxonomy places the organism in Eukaryota, Metazoa, Chordata, Actinopteri, Siluriformes, Bagridae. The transcript is spliced from 21 exons. Gene Ontology annotation, cellular component: plasma membrane. Bases 263 to 2668 code for a protein of 801 amino acids.